This is a messenger RNA of Siniperca chuatsi (mandarin fish), 5142 nucleotides long. RefSeq lists its product as uncharacterized. The coding region runs from base 1086 to 4106 and encodes 1006 amino acids. The record is from RefSeq and is a predicted model, not a curated record. NCBI's taxonomy places the organism in Eukaryota, Metazoa, Chordata, Actinopteri, Centrarchiformes, Sinipercidae. Gene Ontology annotation, molecular function: RNA polymerase II cis-regulatory region sequence-specific DNA binding; protein binding; DNA-binding transcription factor activity, RNA polymerase II-specific. Gene Ontology annotation, biological process: regulation of transcription by RNA polymerase II. The transcript is spliced from 7 exons.
GCUAAUGGCCUUUGUCUGAAGGCGGGGAGGAUCUGCCUCUGUUAGGCUGCUGAUCAGCCACAAACAGAAGGUUACGAGUUCAAACAAUUGGACUAUUUCAUCGUCAUAUUGGCUUUGCGGUAACAAGAGCGGUAUGAACUACGUCGGGUGUCUAUCCGGAGCUUGUUGGGUCGCUUUUGAGGGGACCCGGCGGUGAUUUGCAACAUUUCGGGCUUAUCGCGGAGACAACCUCGCUUUUAGGUCGUUCAAGUGGCGAUGCUGAGCUGAUAGCUGCGUCAUCAUGUUGCUUCCGACUCGAGUUGGCGAAAAUAAAUCUCAAGUUAACGCCAGCGGUGAGGCUGCCCGCCGUCAUCCAGCCCCGGAGGCCACUCCCGGCCCCUGAAAUAGAUGGAAGACGGACUGCUGGUGAGCGGUUGGCGGUAAAGCCUGUUUACGUGGUCGCUGUGAAAGUGGUGACUUUACAUCACUUGGCUCGGCGUUAUUGGCGCGAUACUCUCCUGGCUGCUUUUAUUAUCUACACUUGGAUGGACAGUCAAACAUUUCUAUGGAUGUUGCGCAGCGUUAGGUACCGCAAAAUCGUACAGAAAUAUGACCAAAUGUUUUCCGAACAGAAAGUGCAACUAUACUGAUAUUUUAGGGAUGUUAACCAUAACUGCUGGAUAGUGAGAAGUGAUGUCCUCACUGACAGCUAGGGUACAAAGCAGGACCCUCCAGUGAAAUGCUGCUGACUCCCAUCUGAUGGUGACUUUCUUCUUUAGAGCCAGUUGAGGAAAACACGCUUUUGUAACCCAUAAUGAGAGACGUUAAGCUUCAUUUGAGCUAAUUGGUUAAUGUGUAGCCGUCCACUAGGAUAUGUCUGGCUAUUAGCAAGGUGUCAACGAGUGUUUGUUGGGACUUAUUGUUAGGUCGGUGGUCUGUUGUCUGCUGUCACUGUAUCCACGUGGACUUUGUUUCAGGUAAAGUUUGGCUCGCACCUUUUCGCAGUGACGCGCGAGGGGGCGACCCGGUCCGGCAAAAGAGGGCCCAGUGUUUGCUUACUUCGGAGAGGAAGAAGCUGUGGUGUUUCUCAGCCUGGACAAAGUUACAUGUUACAUCAGAAUAAAAUAAAACCGGUUAAAAUGGCCGGCGACUGCGCCCACACCAACGCUCAUUACGCGAACGCAGAGACGUUUUGUUCGUCCAAACCCUGGUCGGAUGGAGACAGAGAGAGAGCAGGAGAGAUGGAGUCAGCCGGGAUCUCGAAAGGGCGUGGACCCCCUGCACGGUGGGCUCCCAACUUUGAGGUGAUAGACGGGCUGCUGUACCGCAAGAAGCUGGAAAAGGGCUUCAUCAACUACCGGGAGGUUCUGGAUGAGGACCGGAGACAUGAGGCCCUCUCCACCUUUCACCGGCGGCGGCGGCCUGGCCAGCGCCACCUCUCCCUGGAGGAGACCUACAAAUGUGUGGCUGAAAACUACUGGUGGGAAGGGAUGUACUUCCAGAUCAGAGAUUUUGUCCUGGCCUGUCCAGAGUGUCAUAGCCAGCGCACCAAGAAAACAGAGGAGCUGGGUGGCAGAAGAUGUGUCACAAAGACGAUGGUGUCGCACAGCGCUGACAUGCUGAGCAAGCUGAGGAGUCAGCGGGAGGCGGGGCUGUUCUGUGACAUUACCCUGCGGACGAACAGGCAAUCCUACUCAGCCCACAGAGCUGUUCUGGCCGCCGUCAGCGAUCACUUCCAGGAAAUCUUCACAGAGAUGGACUCGAGCAUGAAAGCAGACAUAGAUCUCACCGGUUUUAGUGAGGACAGCCUUCUGUCUCUGUUGGAUUUCUCCUACUCCUCCACUCUAUGUGUUCGCCAGGAGGACCUACCUGAAGUCAUCGCCAUGGCCCGCCAUCUGGGCAUGUGGCCAGCAGUGGAAGCCUGCUCCGCUCUCAUGAAAGAGCAGGAACAGCAACUCCAUCCCAGCAAGGGCUUUACCUCAGCCUGUGCUGGUGCAUGUCAUGAGCGUCACCGCCAGCAGAGGGAAAGCAAAAGGAAAAGGGUUUUGGGAUUACAGGCAAAUAUGAACAACAGCUUCAGUCUCACACUGGAUGCAUCUGAUGAGUCUUUAGAAGGAGGUCCAAGGCGCAAUCUGCGCAGGACGCCAAAGUCCCAAGGCCACAAUGGUCUCCCUCUGAGUCCCUCACACAGGAUGAAGCUCAUGGACUUCAAAUCUCCUUCUUCCAAGAAAGCCACUACACCUCGACACGCCAUAGCCACCCCACAGUCACAGAAUUACUCACCCAUAUCACCAUCAAACACCCGUCUUCUCCGCUCCACUCCUGGGGCUGCCAAGGAGGUUCAGAGAUUGCUACCAAUGCCAGAUACCCCUCGACGAAACAGAAAACAUCACUCUGUCACCCGACUCUCGUGUGCCUCCAGAUUGAGGCCCAGCACUGUGUGCAGUCCUGUGAGGGUGAAGCAGGAAGUAGAGGAGGUUGGAGAGGAUGAAGAGGAUUAUGCGAGAGCACAGGAGAAGUACAAACUGAUGAAUGUUCUUGGAUUACAGAGGACCGCCCUCCUCCCCAGACCAGAAGAUCUGAUUGGCUGGAGACAAAAGAAACGACUGAGGAAGCUGAAGGCUAACAACUAUUCACUGACCAAGCGGCGGAAACCACGCUCCGCCACCCCAGGACUUCCAUAUGGGAAUGUGACACUGUCACUUCCCCUCUGUAACCCCGUUAACACUUGCCUCCUCAACAAGUCAGCAAAGACCAAGCCAGUAGGUCCAGUCAGCAGGGAGCAGAUGACAGCAAAGAGGCGAAAGACCGUCCCGCGACAUGUCCCUCCAAGUGACAGGAGCAUGCGAAGUAAAGGUGUGUUACCAGACAUGUUCCAGCCUGCAUCCAGGUCUUCCUUCGGGGGGAGGGAACUCAGACGGUCAGUGAGGAAGGGUGACAGUGCCCAUGUUCCUGCUCAGCAGCCUCUGCGACGCAACACCAACAAAACUCUAGUGCGAAACACAGUCAGGAUCAAAUCAGAACCAGCUGAAUACUCUAUCUCAGGUCUCCCUCUUUUAUCAAACAAUCUCCAUGGCCAAACACCUCACAAAUCCCCACCUUCACAGAGGAUGCAGGCCAGAAAUAAAGUCACUGUAGAGACGGUCAAAACGCUGCGUUACAACAGCAGCCGACCAGCAACAAAGGCCAAGCUUAGGCGAGGCUCCACAAGGGAGGUGGAGAAAACAAAGUGUAAACCCAGAGAGGAAGGGAGGAAGGUGGGAAACCAGGGGCCGAGGGGGGUCAUGAACACUAGACCGAAAGUGAAAGUUAAUGAACCUGGUGAGCCCCAGUUUUCAGAAAAUGCACCUCCGCCGUCUAUCUACAACCACCCUCUGUACAAAGUCAUCAAAGAAGAGCCAGCAGAACCCGUGCCAGUUGUUGGACCUUUCCCUGAUCCUCCCUCACCAGACCUGGGCAAGCGCCAGAGCAAGCCUCCCAUCAAAUUACUGGACUCAGGCUUUCUGUUCAGCUUCUGUCGGCCGGCAGGGGGGCCGAUGCCCGGGCUGAAGAAAGAGGAGGAGAGUGUGGAUAUCUGCUUAACACGCUCUGUGUCACAAGUUGGGGAGAAGUUUGGAGCAGAGGAGUCCCCCCACAGGGCACUAAGAGCCAGAGGGCCACCCACCCUGCCUGUGGUAAAGAGGGAGAGGGAGGAGAGGAGCGUGAGCCAAAGCAAGGUUAAGAGACAGAGGCCAAACUCCCGAAACAACACUCUCCACCUGGCCAAAUCUGCCAGGUCGAAGGCUACACGGACCAUGCCAAAGCAACAAGGUAAAGUCCUCCCUCUGAACAGCAGGAGCUGUGUCAUGCCGGAUGCUGUACGUCGGGCAAGGCUAAAGCAGCUUCGAGGGCCUCGUAGUCAAGCCCCCAAAGUCCCAAAGACGGCCCAUGCCUGUGUGCAGUGCUCAGCCUCCUACAAGGACUGUGAUGCUCUAAUCAUGCAUCGCCUCAGGCACAUUGAGGGCAAGCACUGGCCAUGUCCGCUCUGCUGCAAGACCUUCUUCCGACUGAGGAAUGUACGGAACCACAUCCGCACCCAUGACCCCAAGUUGUACAAAUGCCGGACCUGCAUUGUUGCCGGUUCCUGAGGCAGCUGGAGGGUCUGCUCAAACAGCGAGACUGAGGAUGAAGGCUGUCAGUGUCUGACACCAGCUAACAGGCUGAAGCCAGAGGCACAUCACAUGAUCGAUCAGCAGCUUGUACAUAAUGCAUCCGUCACACACAGGCACAACGGUCUGCAGAAAGGCAUAAUUACUCUGAUUCUAAUCAUUGCCGUUGCCAAUGAUUGCUGAUGUUAUUUAAAUAACCAAACAAAUGUUGCUGGUCCUGUCUGCGUAUCUGUAGCUACAGAAAGUUAAACUUGAACAUUACACUCAGGGGGCGGGGAAUGUGAUGCCACGGCAUAAAGUGAUUUAACAACACCGUUGUGUAUAAAAUGAAAUGUAAAGUGAUUGUUAUAACUAUUACCGCUACUUAUUGUUAUCAUUAUUUUUCUAUGUAUAGAUGAAUUUUGAGUGCACUUAUAUCAUAGCUUAUGUUGUAAACCUAAGAAGUGGUGAAAUUGAAGGUUCAGAGUCCACGGCCAGAAUACUUGAAGUGAUGCAAGCGCUGGAGGGAAUACUUGAAGUUGGAGGGAGUCUCAGGAGUGAGAGUGUCCUUUGGGUGUUUCAGUGGGUCUUUGUCCUUUUGGUGUGCUUACUUUUAAAUGACUCGACUAGUCUGUCCCUCCUUUCGUAUUGAUUGCUAGUCUCUCCUAGUCCGUGAGUUGGAGAUUUGACUCGGGGCUGGUAUGGUGACACUGCUGCAUGUGUAUUUGCAGGCCAUUUGUAGUCCACUGUCUUUUCUAAGGCUGUCAAUUUUAAAAAGGGAAACAAGUCUCAUUUUUAAUGUAAAUUUCUGUAUAGUAUUCAACACAACUGUGUCAUUACAGAUGUUUUAUUGAUCUCCUCUUCCACUUUAAUCAAACACAGGACACUUGGAGUCUUGUUUUACUUCAUAUUCCCCCCUACUGAAUAAUGCAAUGUGUUCACAUAAAGAGAUGUUUAUGUUUCACAAAUUGAUUUUAGAAAUAAAUGAGCUGCCUCUCGCUAUCUGUUAAAAGACUGAAUAAAUUUUUGCUUUUUA